Molecule: messenger RNA, 2699 nt
Organism: Synchiropus splendidus (mandarinfish)
Lineage: Eukaryota; Metazoa; Chordata; Actinopteri; Syngnathiformes; Callionymidae
Gene: ccdc85b
Product: coiled-coil domain containing 85B
Exons: 1
Coding region: 585-1187 (200 amino acids)
Biological process (GO): negative regulation of DNA-templated transcription
Cellular component (GO): nucleus
Source: RefSeq, a predicted model, not a curated record
CGUAGUCAGAACCGUGCAAGUGGCCGAGGCGGACAUUGUUGUUGUAACAGUCGGCCCCGGGUGAUGAGCGGACGUCGACCGAGCCUGGAAACGGGAGCGGACAGAAUCGGACCUCGGUGCUGCGACUGUCUUUGAAAGAGGACGAGCUGCUCACGGAGUCCUCCGGUUCCACUCGGGUGGCCGAGUUCAUUGAGCCGAGGCGAAGCGCAGCGCGGUCCGGAUUGGACGAUGAUAGCGCCCUAAAGACCUCCACAUCUGCGGGGUGUCCGCCGAAGACAACAUCAGCCGGGCCUCCGAGGAAGCACCACAAAAUACCACGAGCGGAGGUAAAACCAGCACCGUAAUUUCUCCGCAGGCCUCCGCGGAGCAUGACAUAUUUACAUGAAUAACGGGUGGUGAACCGUUGUGGAGCGACACCAUCCCGUUAUAUCUCACUGAAACGGCAGGGAUUUUCUGCACAAAACUGCUGCGGUGAAUCCAGCGGUGUGGUGGACACAAGAGGAUGUGGUGACGCUGCCUUGACCCUCCGAACAUCCAGACACCCAUCUCAGUGCUUUCGUUAGAUUCUCAGGUAGUGGAACACGAUGGGCAGCGAGGGAGAGGUUGUGAGCAGAGAACUGUCCAAGAUGUCCGAUGAGGACCUGCUGGCCUGCUCCAAAGAGGAGCUGCUGAGACGGCUGAGGAAGGAAGAGACGGACAAGAUCUCAGCUCUCAUCCAGAGAGGCCGGCUGAUCAAGGAGGUCAACAAACAGCUGCAGGGACACCUCCUGGAAAUCAGGGAACUGAAGACCAUCAACCAGCGCCUGCAGGAGGAAAACGUGGAGCUGCGAGACUUGUGCUGCUUCUUGGACGACGACCGGCUCAAAGUCAAGAAACUGGCCAGGGAAUGGCAGCUGUUCGGACACCACGCGGCCAAAGUGAUGAGGGAGGAUCUGGGCGGAUACUUGAAGAAGCUGGCCGACCUGGAGCGCAUGCAGGACGGGCUGGUGAAGGAGAACCUGGACCUGAAGGAGCUGUGCCUGGUCUUGGAGGAAGAGUGCGUAAGUCGCAGUGACUCCAGUCCUGGAGGCUCUUCUGAGCUCAACCUGCCUUGCAUGGUGGCCCGGGACCUGGGGGACGGGAGCUCAAGCACAGGCAGCGUGGGGAGUCCGGACCAGCUGCACCUUGUGUGUUCCCCUGAAGACUGAUAGGGCUUUUUUUUGGAUACAUUUUACACAAAAUAAAUUCCAGCCUUUUGAAUGCUGCAGGAUUUGUGUGCCACUUGUUUUACCACUACAAACCUUUUUUCCAGGACUUUGCCACAAGAGGAUGUGUGCUUUUACAGUGUUUUUCUAAAGACUCUAGUCAGGGGCUAUGGUUUUCCUUUUUCAGCUGUGAUCUGUUAAAAAAAAAAGAAAUGGCCCGAAAGUGGGUCGUAUAAAUUUAUCUCAUGCACUGGACUAGACAACACUGGUAGAGAAAAAGCCUUUGUUCAAUUGCACUGGACAGCGUUUAUCGUGGUUCUUUAAAUCCUAGAUCUAAAGAUCCAUUUCAAUCCAGUUUGAGCCAUAUUUAGUCCAAGUACAACAGCACUGAAAUAGAAGGUAAAAAAAAUCCUAUUUGAUAUUAGAUUUUGCUAAAUGCUGACUGAUGUGUAAUGUUUUAUGCACUCUUCCUCAGGGCAGGAUUGGAGUGCCAUAUGUGCAUGAUGGUUGUCACAAUUUGUACAGACACUUGACUGAUGUUAAGCUCACCAUGUUUACUGAGUGGCUGCUGUGCAUCAGGAGUGAGAAGCCAAGACCGAUCACGCGUGAUGAUCUCACCUUUUUUUCCUAAAAACUGGAAACACUUUGUAUCAAACUUGAAGAUGCGGGAAGAUUACUCGGCAAAGACGGUUUCGGUGAUUCACAUGACCUUUUUACACCGCUGAAGAUGAAGCAUAUCGCAGCGUUUCCGUUGACAGUGGCUACAGUUACAUGUACUGCAGUUAAACUGUUUAUUCACUACAAUAUUUGUACAUAGAAAUCCACAAAUCCUGACAACCAAAAACAACAUAUAUAGAAUUGAACUGGUUCAUGUACAUGGGCUUGUUUUUGUGGCCUGGUGAGUAAUCCUCAUUUGAAGAAUCCACCGAGCUGAUCAGGUAGUUCUUAUUACUUUCUCAGCCUCCUGCUCGCAAAUGGUUUUUCCUCGACUCAAUCUGACUCACUUCCUGUCUUUUAGGCUCAAAUCCGCACCACUCUUUUUUUCUGAAUGAACACGAGGUCUUUGUCAUGUAUCAUGUCGCUGAUCUCAGAGCAGCAUGAGGAUCUCAGUCAUCCAAGCCAGUCAAAGCAAUUUUAAGCAUCAGAACUUGCAUCCUUGAGAUGCUCGCAAAACAUUUUCUGAGACUCACAGAAUCUCAGCGGAGGGAAGUAUUUUUGGUGAGGGAAACGUCCUCCUUUAAAGAGUUAAAUAUAUGAGUCUUACAAAAGGUUUAUCAUCCAGAAACUUCAUUCUUCAUGUAAAUGUAGCCACACGUCAUCUCACUUAUGCUUUGUAUUUAACCUGAUUUCAAGUUUGACUCUUCUGUAUCUUGAUUUGUCUGUAUAUUAACCAAUUUUACUGAUGAUUUUAGUUGAAUUCAUGCACAAGGAUUAGAAACGACCGCUCGGGUCUCUAGCUGUUUGUUGGUGGGCUACGCUCGUAUUGUGCAUUGGAGAGCUUUAAUACAGUGGAUA